AUGCAAAUCAGAGUUUGGGAUGAAAGCAUUGUAAUAGACGCUGCAGCUCACAUUAUGACCUCCAGUCAACUGUUUACUAUAGCGCGUUACAUGGAACACAGGGGACAUCCAUUCAGGGCCUAUAAACUGGCUGCACUAGCCAUGAAGAAUGUUCAUUUAGCUUAUAAUCAGGAUACACAUCCAGCAAUCAACGAUAUUCAUUGGGCGUGCGCCUUAUCUCAUUCUUUGGGUAAAACAGAAUUAUCUUCUAUGAUACCAUUGUUGGUGAAAAAUGUGCAAUGUGCCACCGUUCUUUCUGAUAUUUUGAGAAGAUGUAGCAUGGCGGCACCACAUUGUCAACCUCCCGAAGGUAAGGGAUCCAAAAGUUGUACUGCCUUGAAACCUUUAUCAUACGACCGGCCGCCCCUACGGCAACUUCUGGACGCCGCCGUAUCAGCGUACAUAAACACUACGCAUUCGCGAUUAACUCAUAUUUCGCCAAGACAUUAUGGAGAUUUCAUCGAUUUCUUAGGCAAAGCUCGUGAUACUUUUAUUUUGGCACAUGAUGGCCACACACAAUUCCAACAACUAAUUGAAAAUAUGAAAUUGGCAUACAAAGGCAAAAAGAAGCUGAUGUUCCUGGUUAAAGAGAGAUUUGGGUGAAACUUGAGAAGAUCUUGGUGAUUCUGUAAUUAUUAUUUCAUUUAAUUGUUGGUAUACUUUUUUCUAAUAAUUUAUUUUAUGGUUAUUUGUUUGAAUGUUUCUUUGAUUCAUGGUAAUCAA
Ctenocephalides felis (cat flea) is the source of this 762-nucleotide messenger RNA. Its product is annotated as zinc finger SWIM domain-containing protein 5-like. Gene Ontology annotation, cellular component: Cul2-RING ubiquitin ligase complex. The transcript has 4 exons. Lineage: Eukaryota; Metazoa; Arthropoda; Insecta; Siphonaptera; Pulicidae. The coding region runs from base 1 to 642 and encodes 213 amino acids. The record is from RefSeq and is a predicted model, not a curated record.